This is a messenger RNA of Ricinus communis (castor bean), 1941 nucleotides long. RefSeq names its product cytochrome P450 89A2. The record is from RefSeq and is a predicted model, not a curated record. NCBI's taxonomy places the organism in Eukaryota, Viridiplantae, Streptophyta, Magnoliopsida, Malpighiales, Euphorbiaceae. The coding region runs from base 208 to 1854 and encodes 548 amino acids. The transcript has a single exon. Gene Ontology annotation, molecular function: iron ion binding; oxidoreductase activity, acting on paired donors, with incorporation or reduction of molecular oxygen, NAD(P)H as one donor, and incorporation of one atom of oxygen; heme binding. Gene Ontology annotation, cellular component: membrane.
AUGUAUUUGCAAAUAAAUGACAAACUUCAGUGCAUGUGGAGAUCAACGACACAAAAUCUCGGUUUCACAUGUUUAUAUCUACACACCCCGGAUCUUCCUCGAAAUGAUAAAAGAGCGACAUCCACCAAUUAGUUUCUUCAUAACAUUGAUGCCAAUCCAUUACAAGACAAGAAUCCAAAACUAGACAAGAAGAUCCUGUUAACUCAGAUGUCGUUAUGUCCUGUGUAUAUUAUAUAUAUAUAUAUAUUCUGUCUAUCGGCAUUAAUCCACUGCAAAAAAAUGGAAACCUGGUUCCUCGUCAUCAUCACUCUCUGUAUCUCUGCUCUCAUCAAAUCUCUUGUCAAUAUUUUCUUUGAAUCCAAGAAGCACAGGCUCCCUCCAGGUCCUGUUAACUUCCCUAUCAUCGGCAACAUUCUAUGGCUUCGAAAAUCCUUCUUCGAGCUCGAAUCAAUCAUCCGCUCUCUCCACAAAAACCUUGGCCCUAUGAUCACGCUCCACAUCAGCACACGGCCCACCAUCUUCAUCGCUGAUCGCUCUCUUGCCCACCAAGCCUUAGUCCAGAACGGAGCAGUUUUUGCUAACCGGCCGCGAGCUCCUGCUACUAGUAAAAUUACUACUAGCAAUCAACAUGUUAUAAGCUCUGCCUUUUAUGGUCCUACUUGGCGCCUCCUUCGCCGGAAUCUUACAUCAGAAAUCCUCCAUCCUUCGCGGAUUAAGUGUUACUCUCAUGCUCGUAAAUGGAUUCUUGAAAUCCUCCUCAACCUCUUCGAAUCGCAGUCGAAAUCUGAGGACCCUGUUCUUGUUGUAGGUAAUUUUCAAUACGCCAUGUUCUGUUUGUUAGUACUUAUGUGUUUCGGUGACAAGCUUGGUCAGAAACAAAUUGAGGAGAUUGAGAGAGUCCAGCGUUCGGCGAUUGUGAACUCUCGUAGAUUUGAAAAACUCAAUUUCAUGCCAAGAUUGACCAAGAUCUUGUUUCGGAAAGAUUGGUCAGAAUUCUUGCAGCUUCAAAAGGAUCGAGAAGAUGUGUUGAUUCCUCUGAUAAGAGCAAGAAAGAAGGUGAACGAAGAGAGACAAAGCAAGAAAUCUAAUAGCAAAAAGGAUGAUGAGCAUGUGUUAUCUUAUCUUGAUACCUUGUUUGACCUGCAACUUCCUGAUGAGAAAAGAAAGCUUACAGAGAAGGAGAUACUUAGUUUAUGCAACGAGUUCCUCAAUGCCGGCACAGAUACUACUUCCACAACCUUGCAAUGGAUCAUGGCAAAUUUGGUCAAGUACCCAUAUAUUCAAGAAAAGCUAUUUAUGGAGAUUAAGAGUGUUGUUGCUGAUGGAGAAGAAGAGGUAAAAGAAGAUCAUCUGCAAAAGAUGCCAUAUUUGAAAGCUGUAAUUUUAGAAGGGCUAAGGAGGCACCCACCAGCACAUUUUCUAUUGCCACAUGCUGUGAUUGAAGAUGUAGUUUUGGGUAAAUAUUUAGUACCCAAGACUGCCAAUAUAAACUUCAUGGUAGCAGAAAUGGGGCUGGAUCCAGAGGUGUGGGAGGAUCCAAUGGCAUUUAAGCCUGAAAGAUUUAUGGGUAGUAGUGACAAUAGUAGCAGUGAGGGUGGUGGGGGAGAAGUGUUUGAUAUAACAGGAAGUAGGGAGAUUAAGAUGAUGCCAUUUGGUGCGGGAAGGAGGAUUUGCCCUGGAUAUGGAUUGGCAAUGCUUCAUUUGGAGUAUUUUGUUGCUAAUUUAGUUUGGAAUUUCGAGUGGAAAGCUAUCGAUGGAGAUGAUAUUGACUUGUCACAGAAGCAGGAGUUUACAAUAGUGAUGAAGAAUCCAUUGAAAGCUCAUAUCUCUCCCAGGUUAAACAGAGGUUUUUGAACCUUAGUCUCGUUAAAGCUUCAAAUCUGUAUGUAAAACAUUUCUUUCUAAUUAAUCAAAUAUUAAUAAAAGAAACUAAUCAAGCCA